Molecule: messenger RNA, 675 nt
Organism: Gilbertella persicaria
Lineage: Eukaryota; Fungi; Mucoromycota; Mucoromycetes; Mucorales; Choanephoraceae
Product: kinase-like domain-containing protein
Exons: 4
Coding region: 1-675 (224 amino acids)
Biological process (GO): protein phosphorylation; intracellular signal transduction
Cellular component (GO): nucleus; cytoplasm
Molecular function (GO): ATP binding; protein serine/threonine kinase activity
Source: RefSeq, a predicted model, not a curated record
AUGUUGGGCACUUUUGCUCGAGUUGAAAAGCGUGUCAUAGACAACAAGUGUGUUGCUUACAAGAUCUAUUCAAGAGCACACGGAAGUCUUGUUUACCAACAUUUUCUUCGAGAAAGAGAUACUUUAAAGCAACUCAAUAUCACGAAUAAAGACUCAUAUAAACAUCAUAUUAUAGAACUAUUAGAUGUUCAAGAGACAAAUACACAUCAUGUCUUGAUAUUUCCAUUUUAUGAUACAACACUCGAAUCUUUUGUACAUACAAAAAACAAGACACUAGCACAUCAAUUUCUGGAUCAAAUAUCAAAAGCAUUAAGCUAUAUACAUCAACAGGGUAUUGUUCACUGUGACUUGUCUCCUCAGAAUAUCCUUCUUGGUUCAGGCUGUAUGUUUCUAUCUGAUUUUGGGUGUGCUCAACGUAUAAACACACCCCAUACAACAACAGACAUAGGCACAAGACUUUAUAAAGCACCAGAACAUUUGUUUGGUUAUCGAACAUAUUCUUCUUCCACCGAUCUUUGGUCUUUCGGUGUCAUUUUCUUACAGUUGAUGAUAGGCUAUCCUAUCUUUGCAGGUGAGAGUGAUAUUGAGCAAAUAGCCCGUAUCGUAUUUCGAUUGGGCAGGCCAUCGUUAGAGGGUUAUGCCAUCACUUUCAUAUUCAUCUUCUGUGAUGUUUAG